Molecule: messenger RNA, 1640 nt
Organism: Telopea speciosissima
Lineage: Eukaryota; Viridiplantae; Streptophyta; Magnoliopsida; Proteales; Proteaceae
Product: DNA primase small subunit-like
Exons: 16
Coding region: 20-1381 (453 amino acids)
Biological process (GO): DNA replication, synthesis of primer
Cellular component (GO): alpha DNA polymerase:primase complex
Source: RefSeq, a predicted model, not a curated record
AUAGGUUAAGUUUGACAAUAUGAUCAAAGAAGAAGCUGAGGGUGGAAGAGAAGACAUGUUAAUUGAUGGGUGUGAACCUGAACAGAGGCAACAGAAUGCUGUUCCUGAAGGAUUUAAUGCCAAUUAUCUUAAAUUAUACUAUGGAAAGCUGUUUCCACACAUUGAUAUCUUUAAAUGGAUGUCCUAUGGAAAUGAUGGGAAGCAUCCGGCUUGUGAUCCAUCCUACUUUGGCAGAAGAGAAUUUUCCUUUACCCUGGAAAAUGAUAUAUAUUUGCGGUUCCAGUCCUUCAACAGUGCGGCAAAGUUGGAGAAUUCCAUCAAAGACAAGUGCCCAUUUAAAAUUGAUAUUGGGCCUGUGCACAGUGUAGAUCCUGCUAAAAGACACGCCUACGCACAAUCUGGUGAUAAUGUUUUCACUCCAGUGGAGAGGGAGCUGAUUUUUGAUAUUGAUAUGACAGAUUAUGAUGAUGUUCGAUAUUGCUGCUCAGGAGCAGAUGUUUGCCUUGAUUGCUGGCCAUUGAUGACUAUUGCUAUUAAAGUAAUUGAUACAGCCCUUAGAGAUGAUUUUGGUUUCAAUCACAUUCUUUGGGUAUAUAGUGGUCGCCGGGGUGUUCAUUGUUGGGUUUGUGAUGAGAGAGCAAGAAGGUUAAGUAAUGAUCAGAGGGCUGCAAUUGCUGAGCAUUUCUGUGUCUACAGGGGUAAUGAAAAUAGUCGGAAGAUAGUUUCUUUUCAAGGCCCUCUUCAUCCUUUUCUAGUAAGAUCAUAUACAGAAGUUCUGAAAAUUUUCUUUGAGAAGAAAUUGCUUUGUGGGCAACAGCUGUUUGCAACUGAGGAGAGAUUCGAAAAGAUUCUAAAUAUGAUUCCGGAACAAUCUAUUGCUUCUAAGCUUUGGGACAAGUGGCAGGAGACCCAUCGGUCGUCUGCAUCAAACGAAGACAUUAAUGUUAUUUGGUGGGAGCAACUAAAACAUCUCCUACAGUCUGGAAAACAGAAGAGGCUUCGGAAGUGUGUCGAAGAGAUUAUAUUCACUUAUGCCUAUCCCAGGAUUGAUAUGGAGGUUUCAAAACACAUGAAUCAUUUGCUGAAGGCACCAUUCUGUGUGCACCCGAAAACAGGCCGUGUUUGUGUUCCGAUUGACCCCAGCUGCUGUGAAGAAUUUGAUCCUACAACUGUACCAAUGCUUUCCACGCUUCUGGAAGAACUCAACAUGGGCGGUUCAAGAAUUGAAAUUGAUAAUGAAUUGGAUAGAACUUCACUUGGCAAAUCAAUCAGGUUUUUCAGAUCAUCCUUCUUGCAGCCUCUACUGAAAUCUUGCAAGGAGGAGAUGGAAAGUUCAUACAAUGCCAAUAUUCAGCAGUCCAAAAACUCGUUAAGCUGGUAAUGUUUCUCAUAUAAAUUCUGUUACCAUGUUACAAAUAUUGGUUCCACAUCUCUCUGUUCUACCUCUGAAAUAGAGUUGAAGUUUUAAUGUUUUAUGGGAUUUUAGUAAACAUCUCUCUCAAGUAUGUAAAUAUCAUGUAUUCCUCCCCAACAGAAAGAAGGAAAAAAAACAAACAGUAUUUGUUGUCAUACUUGUUCCAAAGCCCAUGCUAUUUUGAGGUAGAUGGAUUUUUGAUGCACCAUUUAAAAUAGUUUCUGAC